Prosopis cineraria is the source of this 807-nucleotide messenger RNA. RefSeq lists its product as uncharacterized. The transcript is spliced from 2 exons. The coding region runs from base 129 to 509 and encodes 126 amino acids. The record is from RefSeq and is a predicted model, not a curated record. NCBI's taxonomy places the organism in Eukaryota, Viridiplantae, Streptophyta, Magnoliopsida, Fabales, Fabaceae.
CCCGAUCCAAAAUCUUCAAUUGUUGUUCCACAAUCUGCAUUUUUCUUCCAUGUUCGGCAAAGAUCAUUUUUUCCAAUUAAUUUACUUAUCAGUCUGAAUUUAAAAGAAGAAGAAAGAAGAGAAGAGUCAUGGCAGGCAAAGCUGCUGGUUCAGUGACGAAGGCUGUAGGUGGAUAUCAGUAUCCAUGGCGUGAGAAGUUGGCAAAGUAUAAGGAUGAACUUGCCAAGGGUGUCUGGGGAUACUGGGAGCUCGGAGCAUGGAAACCACUUAUUAGUGCUCGCCGUAGGGCUCGGUUGCGCAAGGAAGUGCUUCUUGCUGGGGAAGAUUGGCCAUAUGAUCCGGAGAGGAAGGAGAUGAAAACCAGAAGAAAAGGACAUAAAUGUGACAGGAUAGCUGCAGAAAAAAGGGAGAACACUGCAAGAUUGAUGGAGAAGAUGCCAUACAUGUUGCUGGAUUACAAGAAGCGCAGGUGGGAGAAGAAGAUGAAGGAAGAAGACAAAGGCAAAUAGUAACUUUUCUGUGCAAUUUUGCUCUGUGCUUACUUCUUCCUAUUUUUUUUAUUCCAUGGCUUGGAAUCUUGAGAAACCUAAAGAUAUUACCACUACUCAUCCAGACUAAUUCAAACUUCAGUUGUGUGAGAGUGUUAUUAUCAACAGUAGUCUCACAUGUAUCUCUAAGAUGCUUUUGUCAUUUUAAUUUAAUAUGACUACAUAUUUUAAGAUUAGAAUCUAAAAUCCUAAUAUAAGCUGAUUCCAACCAGUUGAACCUAGAAUGUCUCAGCUAGUGCUUCUGGAUUUUAGCUUAGAA